This is a messenger RNA of Cotesia glomerata, 861 nucleotides long. Its product is annotated as ribosomal RNA small subunit methyltransferase NEP1-like. Gene Ontology annotation, cellular component: small-subunit processome; nucleolus. Gene Ontology annotation, biological process: rRNA base methylation. Bases 18 to 731 code for a protein of 237 amino acids. Lineage: Eukaryota; Metazoa; Arthropoda; Insecta; Hymenoptera; Braconidae. The record is from RefSeq and is a predicted model, not a curated record. The transcript has 4 exons. Gene Ontology annotation, molecular function: rRNA (pseudouridine) methyltransferase activity; rRNA binding.
AUUUACAUUUUAAAAUCAUGGUAAAAAAACGCUUAAGAGAAAAUAAAGACGAGAAAGAUGAACAAAACCUCGUUAAAAAACGUUUGAAAAUCAAUACUCCUGUAAAUUUGGAUAAACGUUUAAUAGUAAUUUUAGAAAGUGCUCAAUUGGAAACAGCCAAGGUUGGAAAAAAAUUUGAGUUAUUACAUUCUAGACACGAUGUUCCACUGUUAAAAAAAUAUAAUCGACAAUGUGAAACAACUAAACCAGAAAUAGUACAUCAGUGUUUGUUAAAUUUGUUAGACAGUCCUUUAAAUCGAGCUGGAUAUUUACAGGUAUACAUACAUACUGAUAAAAAUGUUUUGAUAGAAGUUAAUCCUGGAACUAGGAUACCCAGAACAUUUAACAGAUUUGCGGGAGUAAUGGCGCAACUUUUACAUACUAACAAAGUACGAGCAGCGGAUGAGCCAGUAGAUUUAUUAAAAGUUAUUAAGAACCCAAUAACAAAUUAUCUGCCAGCCAAUUGUAAAAAAAUACUAUUGUCUUGUCGUGCAAAAGAAUUUAAACAUGUAGAAGAAUUAGCUCCUGAUAAUGAGCCAGUUGUCAUUGUAAUUGGUGCAAUUGAACAGGGGCAAGUUAAAGCUAAUUACACAGACAGUACAGUUGCUAUUUAUGAUUAUUCGACGUCUGCAGCGUAUAUUUCUGGAAAUUUGUGUUUAGCAUUUAAAAGAAAGUGGAUACCAGCAAAUUAGGUACACUUAUUAAAUUUUUCAAAUUAAAUACAUGUGAGUUUACAAAUGGAGAGAAACUCAAAGUUGAAUAAUUUUCAGGAUGGACUGGAGGCUUAGGAAAUUUUUAUAAUAAAAAAAGUUUAUAAAAGUU